CAUAGAAUUUCUCUUAUAUAAAAAAUCUAGGAAACCCUGACUGAACUUCGGUAUCCCGCUCUCCUGAAUCCUGAUCAAUGGCGGCAUCUACUUACCACAAAGAAGACAUUAAAAAUAUAAUCCUGGAAAUACGUGAAGUGUUCAAAGAGAAUUCCUCAGAAUUGCAGGAACCUGAGGGGAAGAUCCUAAAUGAGAUCAACAAUAGCGACGUGAAAGCCCUAGUUAUUUUGAAGCAACAGCUUUGGAACGUGCUGACUUCUGUGGAAAAGUUGAAAAGCAAACCCUCCUCAAACAUUUUCCUCAAAGUUGAAAAGCUGACUUCUAAAAAACAGCUCAACAAUGCUGAAAAAAAACAAGUUCGGGAGGACCUUGAACGCGUUGCAAGCAAGGCAAAGUAUCUGAACGAGCAGGCGAGCAAGAAGGGAUCGGUGCCUGACGAUGUUAAAGAAUUGAUUGGGAGAGAAAAGGAAAUGGAGGAGAUUAUAGAUCAACUCAUGCUAUGGAGCAGAAGCGAAGAUAAUGGGGAAAGUCCUGUUCCUGUGAUUGCCAUUUCAGGGCUUGCAGGAAUAGGAAAGACAAAACUUGUCGACGAUGUCUGCCAGGAUCAGAAAGUCCAAGAGCAGGUUGGCUCGCAGGUCCGUGUCCCUGGUACCAACUACAACACCUUUGAUGCAGACUCCAUUGCAAAACAAAUCAUCAACUCAGCACCAUCUCCAUCACCCACGACAAAAACUCUCAACAUACUUGUAAUUCUGGAUGAUUGGAGAGCUGAGAUCAAAGACAAUGAUGUGAAGAUGUUGCACGACAAGGUAAAGGAGCAUGGGAAGGCGUCGCAGGUGUUAAAGAAGGUUGAUCCACGUGUUACAGCUAUCGUGAUAACUACACGUAGCUGUCUUGUGGUAAGGGAAAUUGCUGCUAGCCCGAUUAUGCAAUAUGAUUUGCAGGGACUUAAUGAAAAGCAAAGCGUGUUUUUGCUUAAGAAAGCUCUCGGAAGAGGUGCAUGUGAUGAUAAUGCGAGCAUCACAAAGAUUGUGGGGCAGUGUAGAGGCGUCCCUCUAGCCAUAAUAGCCAUGGCAAAAUGGCUCCAGUCUCCUCGUUCCGAAUAUUUGAUGCCAGUGGAGCAACUGAUAUGCUCCUAUUACGACAAGGUGUACGAAGAAGGGUUUCCCUACAAAUGCUUCCCAUAUUUUUCCUUGUUUCCUCAGGAUUUCUUGUUUGAUGCUGAGAGGUUAAUUCAUCUCUGGAUGGCAGAAGGGUUUCUUGGCUCACCAGAACCAGAAACAGGCCGUGGAUAUUUGAGGGACUUCGUUGGGAGAUCUAUGUUUCAAGACGUGAAGGUAGACGAGUUUGGCGAAGUGAGAAGCUUCAAAUUGCACCCGCUAAUGCAUGACAUAGCAAGAUUCGUGGCCGAUAGGGAGAUAAUCACCAUGGAUCCAAUCGGGCACAAGGUUCACGGCAAAGUCAAGAGAGCCUCGUUUGAUUUGAGCUUAAACUUUUCACGUGGAAUUCCACGUCCCCUUUAUGACAAGGCAAAAUCAUCACUAGCAAGCCUUCUUUUCUUCGCCAACCCAGAGUCACGAUUUCCUAUGCAGCUAGAUAUGAGCACUUCAAUGCUUGAAAAUAUCUUCAAGAGCUUCAAGAAGCUGCGCGUGUUGGAUCUCCGUGACUUGGAGAUCGGGACGGUGCCAAGCUCUAUUGGGGACCUGAAGGACUUAGAGUAUCUGGAUCUGUCCCAGAAUAAUAUUAUGGAGAAGCUCCCUAAUAACAUCACCAAGCUUUUCAAGUUACAGACGUUGAAACUGUUUUGUUGUUACUCGCUCAAAGAAUUGCCCAAGGACUUUGAGAAUCUAAAGCAACUCAAGCAUCUUGACAUUGAAGGAUGCCUGAGUCUCACUCACAUGCCUCCAAAAAUGGGAAAGCUGACUUCUCUGCAGACAUUGUCCGCUUUUGUAGCUAACAAGGACGACCCCAAGGGAGGCCUUGAGGAACUCCUAAAUCUCAACAAAUUGAGAGGACACUUGGAAAUUUUGUAUCUGGACCGGGUGCAGCAAUUUGGUAAUAGUAAGUCGGGAUGCAGACAAAAAAUUGGUGUUCAGAGCCUGACACUAAGAUGGGAUCUCAAGAUUGAUCAAGGGAAAAUACAACACCAUCUGUUACCUGAAGAUUUCCUUAUGUCCCAUUUUGAGCUGCGAGUAUUAAUCCUUAUGGGCUACAGAGUUCCCGACCUUUCUUUGUUCAAAUCCACUUCCACCCAAUUCGAACACCUUGUAAAGUUAAGCUUGCAGGACUGUCAAUGCGAAUACAUCUCACAAGAGGAUGCACUCCCACAACAGCUCAAGACCCUCGAACUUAUAAGGUUAGAUAAUCUCGAAUACGUUGCACGAAACUGUGACAAAGAUGCAGCUUUCUAUAAAACCCUGGUGGAGCUCACAGUCUGGGGUUGCCCUAAACUCAAAAGUUGGUGGCCAGAGGUGAAAGAGGUAAGCGAUAGGCCGGUCUUUGCUAGCAUUUCAAAGCUACAUGUCCAUCAUUGCCCUGACCUAACGUGCAUGCCUCUCUAUCCUCGUCUUGAUAUGGUCCCGAAGGAUUCUAACAGUUUUGGUAAAGAGCUGGUCCUUGAGGAAUCCAGCUUAAAUCUGCUACUGGAUACAUUAAGUAAGGGAACUGGUGCAAGAGACUCCAUUCCCCUUGAGAAUUUUCACAUUCAAAAUUGCAAUCAUUUAAAGAAUCUGUGCGAUGCUUUCCAGCAUCUGAGUUCACUCCAACGUCUUACGAUUGAAAACUGCGCCGAUAUUCACCUUUGCGGCCCAAACAAUCAAUGGAAUGGUCUAAAAAGCCUCCGUUUUCUCACGAUAAGGGAAAUUCCAAUUCUCAGCUCCCUUUCAUUUGGGGACAGCGUUACCACUCUGCGAGAACUCACCGUUCAUAACUGUGAGGGGUUAACUUCCAUUUCGGAUAGCAUUGGCAAACUCACCUCACUUCGGAGACUGGAGAUUUCUAAAUGCAACAAGUUGAAGUCGCUGCCCAAAGAAAUGGAAAAUCUCAAGUCUCUAAAAACCUUGCUCAUUUUGAACUGCAAAUUGUUACUGUCGAGGUGUCAACAAGAAACCGGCCGGCGACGAUUGGCCACAAAUUAGUCACGUUGAACAUAUCCAAGUGAAGUAAACAAUUUUCAAGCGUGUUCUUCCUUGGGUUUUCUCAAGGGCCAAGAUGAUGAUAGAUGUGGCCAUGCACGCUGAAUUAUGUGCUACACCUGAUAUAAGAAAAUGAAGUGAUUCCUUCCGAGAGAUCGAAACCACGAAUUUUCUUUUAGCACUGACUUGUUCUAUCUUUUUGUAAAUUUGUUGACCUUGUUUCUGCUCAUGUGUAAAAUCUGUUAUUUUCAGUGGAUUUUUAGUGAUCCUAUUUUAGUAUGUGUGGAUCUGUCGUUCUUUUAUCGUAUCAUAUUUAUCUUUCCAUUUGCUAUUGUUGUUUUCCUUCAAGAAUUAAAGCGGCCAAGUGCCCUAUAUAAAAUCUUCAGUGAUUUAAUGUA
This is a messenger RNA of Cajanus cajan (pigeon pea), 3532 nucleotides long. RefSeq names its product putative disease resistance protein At3g14460. Lineage: Eukaryota; Viridiplantae; Streptophyta; Magnoliopsida; Fabales; Fabaceae. The record is from RefSeq and is a predicted model, not a curated record. Gene Ontology annotation, molecular function: protein binding; ADP binding.